AUGCCCAGUCCGUUUGUCAGCUAUGUAGGUCAGAACCAGUCGGGUUGUCCGCAAUCCAGCCACCAUCAGUCCGGUUGUCCGCUUUCCAGCCAUCCCAUUCCGGUUGUUCUGCUAUCCAGCAACCACCAAUCCGUUUGUUCCGCAAUCCAGCCACCCCAGUCCGGUUGUCCGCUUUCCAGCCAUCCCAUUCCGGUUGUUCCGCUAUCCAGCAACCACCAAUCCGUUUGUUCCGCAAUCCAGCCACCCCAGUCCGGUUGUCCGCUUUCCAGCCACCCCAUUCCGGUUGUUCCGCUAUCCAGCAACCACCAAUCCGUUUGCUCCGCUAGCCAGCCACCCGAGUCCGGUUGUCCGCUAGCCAGCCACCCGAGUCCGUUUCUCCGCUAUCCAGCCACCCCAGUCCGUUUCUCCGCUAUCCAGUCACCCCAGUCCGUUUCUCCGCUUCCAAGCCAUUACCAGUCCGGUUGUCCGCUUUCCAGCCACCCCAGUCCGGUUGUCCGCUUUCCAGCCACCCCAGUCCGGUUGUCCGCUUUCCAGCCAUCCCAUUCCGGUUGUUCUGCUAUCCAGCAACCACCAAUCCGUUUGUUCCGCAAUCCAGCCACCCCAGUCCGGUUGUCCGCUUUCCAGCCAUCCCAUUCCGGUUGUUCCGCUAUCCAGCAACCACCAAUCCGUUUGUUCCGCAAUCCAGCCACCCCAGUCCGGUUGUCCGCUUUCCAGCCACCCCAGUUCGGUUGUCCCGCUAUCCAGCUACCACCAGUCCGGUUGUCUCGCUAUCCAGCCACCCAGUCAGAUUGUCCGCUGUCCAGCAACCAUCAGUCCGGUUGUCCGCUUUCCAGCCAUCCCAUACCGGUUGUUCUGCUAUCCAGCAACCACCAAUCCGUUUGUUCCGCAAUCCAGCCACCCCAGUCCGGUUGUCCGCUAUACAGCCACAACCAGUCCGGUUGGCCGUUAUACAGCCACAACCAGUCCGGUUGUCCCAAUAUCCCCCCCCUACAAGUCCGUUUCUCCGCUUCCAAGCCAUUACCAGUCCGGUUGUCCGCUUUCCAGCCACCCCAGUCCGGUUGUCCCAAUAUCCACCCACUACAAGUCCGUUUCUCCCCUUCCAAGCCAUUACCAGUCCGGUUGUCCGCUUUCCAGCCACCCCAGCCCGGUUGUCCGCUAUCCAGCCACCCCAGUCCGGUUGUCCGCUAUACAGCCACAACCAGUCCGGUUGGCCGCUAUACAGCCACAACCAGUCCGGUUGUCCCAAUAUCCACCCACUACAAGUCCGUUUCUCCGCUUCCAAGCCAUUACCAGUCCGGUUGUCCGCUUUCCAGCCACCCCAGUUCGGUUGUCCCGCUAUCCAGCUACCACCAGUCCGGUUGUCUCGCUAUCCAGCCACCCAGUCAGAUUGUCCGCUGUCCAGCAACCAUCAGUCCGGUUGUCCGCUUUCCAGCCAUCCCAUUCCGGUUGUUCCGCUAUCCAGCCACCACCAAUCCGUUUGUUCCGCAAUCCAGCAACCACCAAUCCGUUUGCUCCGCUAGCCAGCCACCCCAGUCCGUUUCUCCGCUUUCCAGCCACCCCAGUCCGGUUGUCCGCUUUCCAGCCACCCCAGUCCGGUUGUCCUGCUAUCCAGCUACCCCCAGUCCGUGUCUCCGCUUUCCAGCCACCCCAGUCCGGUUGUCCGCUAUCCAGCCACCCCAGUCCGGUUGUCCGCUAUCCAGCCACCCAGUCCGUUUCUCCGCUAUCCAGCCAUCACCAGUCCGGUUGUCCGCCUUCCAGCCACCCCAGUUCGGUUGUCCUGCUAUCCAGCUACCACCAGUCCGGUUGUCUCGCUAUCCAGCCACCCCAGUCCGGUUGUCCGCUGUCCAGCAACCCCAGUCCUGUUGUCCCGCUAUCCAUCCACCAUUAGUCUAG
Messenger RNA from Mizuhopecten yessoensis (Yesso scallop), 1893 nucleotides. Its product is annotated as proline-rich protein 36-like. Bases 1 to 1893 code for a protein of 630 amino acids. NCBI's taxonomy places the organism in Eukaryota, Metazoa, Mollusca, Bivalvia, Pectinida, Pectinidae. The record is from RefSeq and is a predicted model, not a curated record. The transcript has a single exon.